Molecule: messenger RNA, 917 nt
Organism: Choloepus didactylus (southern two-toed sloth)
Lineage: Eukaryota; Metazoa; Chordata; Mammalia; Pilosa; Megalonychidae
Gene: MEA1
Product: male-enhanced antigen 1
Exons: 4
Coding region: 167-691 (174 amino acids)
Biological process (GO): spermatogenesis
Source: RefSeq, a predicted model, not a curated record
CUGGUCAGGGGAUGGCAGUGGCGGGGUAAAGGGCGGACAACUCGUCCUCGCUCGCGUCAAUCAUGAGCGAGGGGUGGGGCUGGAGCGCCAGGCGCCCCAGCACGUCCUGCCGGGCCGGAAGUGAAGGUGUGGGUUCGGACUCGGGCUCUGAGCGGCCCCUGCCCGGAUGGCAGCAGUAGUUCUAGGGGGAGACACCAUGGGCCCGGAGCGAAUCUUCCCCAAUCAGACUGAGGAACUGGGGCCGCACCAGGGCCCUACAGAAGGCACUGGGGAUUGGAGCAGCGAGGAGCCUGAGGAAGAGCAGGAGGAAGUCGGGUCAGGCCCAGCUGGCUACUCUUACCAGCCCCUGAACCAAGAUCCUGAACAAGAGGAGGUGGAGUUGACACCAGUAGGUGAUGGAGAUGAUGUAGUUGCUGAUAUCCAGGAGCGGAUCCAGGCCCUGGGUCUGCAUUUGCCUGACCCACCAUUAGAGAGUGAGGAUGAAGAGGAGGAGGGAGCUACAGCAUUGAGCAACCACAGCUCUAUUCCCAUGGACCCAGAACAUGUAGAGCUGGUGAAAAGGACAAUGGCUGGAGUAAGCCUGCCUGCACCAGGGGUUCCUGCCUGGGCUCAAGAGAUCUCAGAUGCUCAGUGGGAAGAUGUGGUACAGAAGGCUCUCCAAGCCCGGCAGGCGUCCCCUGCCUGGAAGUGACUACACUGAGAGCUGCCUUAUCUCCCUGCAUUCCAGGCCAGAACCAGCACAGGACUGAACACAUCCAUCUCCAUCCUCCCCAUCUCCCUUUCCACAUUAAGGCAAAUAAGACUUCUCAGAGACCCACUUUAUUCAGUUCUGUACAUAUGGGGACAUUGGCCCAAGCCCAACCCACCUUAGCAUGUAUCACUCUGUGGAGAAUAAAGCACCCUAUGUACACAGCCAA